Messenger RNA from Lodderomyces margitis, 813 nucleotides. Its product is annotated as tRNA(adenine34) deaminase. Gene Ontology annotation, cellular component: nucleus; cytoplasm. The record is from RefSeq and is a predicted model, not a curated record. NCBI's taxonomy places the organism in Eukaryota, Fungi, Ascomycota, Pichiomycetes, Serinales, Debaryomycetaceae. Gene Ontology annotation, molecular function: zinc ion binding; tRNA-specific adenosine-34 deaminase activity. The transcript has a single exon. Bases 1 to 813 code for a protein of 270 amino acids. Gene Ontology annotation, biological process: tRNA wobble adenosine to inosine editing.
AUGAGCGACCUAACGCGGCAUUUCCAUUUUAUGGCCACGGCCUUGUUUGUAGGGUACAAGGCAUUGCUUAAUAAUGAGACUCCCGUAUCUUGCAUAGUAACAAGAGGUAGCAACAUCCUAAGUAUAGGGUACAACUACACAAACAUCUCCCUCAAUGGAACUAAACACGCCGAGUUUAUCGCCCUAGAAAGGUUCAAUGGGGAGAACAUAGACUAUAGUGAGCUCACAUUGUACGUCACGGUAGAACCAUGCAUAAUGUGUGCGUCAUAUCUCCGUCAGUUGGGCAUAGGAAGAGUCUUCUACGGAUGUGGUAACGACCGUUUUGGAGGCAACGGUACUAUAUUAUCGAUUCAUAAUGACACCGGAUUACCUGAAAAAGCUUACCCCAGUAUAGGUGGAAUCUGCAGAACAGAAGCGAUCCAGUUGCUUCGAAAUUUUUACAUUCAGGAGAAUGAAUCAGCGCCUGUGCCGAAAGUGAAAAAGAACAAGAACAUAGAGGACAAAGAGUAUCCCCUCAACUCAUUCAAUCUAUCUGAAGUGGAAUUUAUUGACUUUUAUGGAAAUGACAGAUUACCAAUCUUUGGUGGUGAUUUGGAAAUAACACCACUCGUAGGACAAGGCUACUUCAUUCAAGAGUAUGUCAAUCUUGAUGAGUUAAAACGUGUGCCCUACUUGGAAGAUGAGCUAGGACCAAUUGACUCUAACCAAGUCGACUCAUUCGCCUCGCUAUUCUAUGAAGUCAAUGCUGAAGGCUGUGUGAAUUAUGAGCAACCCGUAGAUAAGUAUCUUCAUAAGAAGCGUAAGAUGAUUUAA